AUGGCACAGCUGUUGUCAAUAGGACGACAGGCUAAGAAAAAAUUUAUAAAAGAGUUCUCCGCGCAUCUCUACAAUCUCUUAUUUCUUGGGUGCAAAAUCGAGGAAGCAAAUACUUCAGGAGUUCGCCUUGUCCGUGGGAUUGUCAAGGAUGUUCAACCUCAGAAGAUAGUUCUGACUGAUGGCACAGAGGUCCCUUAUGGCCUUUUGGUAUGGUCUACUGUUGUUGGUCCAUCAGCUUUUGUGAACUCUCUGGAAGUUCCAAAAACUCCCGGUGGAAGGAUUGGUGUUGAUGAGUGGCUACGCAUCCUUUCUUUGCAGGAUGUGUUCUCUAUUGGUGACUGUAGUGGGUUUCUUGAAAGUACAGGAAAACCAGUUCUUCCAGCUUUGGCACAGGUUGCUGAGCGGCAGGGGAAAUAUCUGGCCAAACGACUGAACAGGAUUGGUAAAGCUGCUGGUGGUCGUGCUAAUGCCGCAAAAGGCAUGGAACCUGGGAAGCCAUUUGUCUAUAGGCAUUUGGGGAGCAUGGCAACAAUUGGCAGAUACAAGGCUCUUGUGGACCUUAGGCAGAGCAAGAGAUCAGAGCUUCAAUACAAACCCAGAAAGGUAUACUCUGAAAGGCAAAACCCUGGUCCUGUGGUCAAAUCCGCCCUGUACAGCCAACUUGAACUUAACGUUUUGUGUCUAUUUGGAGUAUCUAAUCUUGAUCUUAGUUCUGAGAUUGUGCCGAAGUAG
Messenger RNA from Ilex paraguariensis (yerba mate), 732 nucleotides. The record is from the annotation of a GenBank genome assembly. Lineage: Eukaryota; Viridiplantae; Streptophyta; Magnoliopsida; Aquifoliales; Aquifoliaceae.